Messenger RNA from Hydatigera taeniaeformis, 474 nucleotides. Lineage: Eukaryota; Metazoa; Platyhelminthes; Cestoda; Cyclophyllidea; Taeniidae. The record is from the annotation of a GenBank genome assembly.
AUUUGCAUUUGCGCAUCUGUUAAGCGGAGGGUGGAGAGAGUUGCCUGUUGCCUUAAGGUUAAUAAAUACGUCUCUUUUUCUCUACUUUCUGUCGCUAAUAUUGUCCACUUACAACUUCUCAGGCAGUACACGCACCUUUUGUCGAAAAGUACUUCGACUUUAUGUAUCGUUACAGCCAAUAACAACAGUAACACCACAGGCAGUAGCUCUGCUGCGACAGGCGCCAACAGUUCAACAGAAGCGAAUGCAACUGUCUUGGCAAGGGCCCUCUUUGAUAACAGUGCAGAGGUGGCACAGGAACUCACAUUUUCUAGAGGAGAUGUACUCACAGUGCUUAAGAGAGACCCUCCUGGAUUUGAGGGUUGGUGGAUUUGUAGCCUCGCAGGCAGAGUUGGAAUCGCGCCUGGAAACCGACUAGAAAUAUUGGGGUCCAUCAAAGUGAGUCCCUUCAUCACUAAUAACACCUCCCGUUGA